Messenger RNA from Petromyzon marinus (sea lamprey), 830 nucleotides. Its product is annotated as calcium-binding protein E63-1-like. Gene Ontology annotation, molecular function: calcium ion binding. Lineage: Eukaryota; Metazoa; Chordata; Hyperoartia; Petromyzontiformes; Petromyzontidae. The record is from RefSeq and is a predicted model, not a curated record.
CACACGCGCGAUGUCGACACACCCCAGGGUUCUGCUAUAAAUGCCGGGGUUGAUGCUCACAGAAAGGCACAGCACGAGGUCAACUCUUCACAAUUCCUUCCGACUCGUCAGCAAUCACUUCCGUCGCUUCAACAUGAGCUGCCCAUCGAAGAAGCCUGAAGACCUGGAGGCCAAGUUCAAGGCUUUGGACAAGGAUGGCAACAAAAGCCUGAGCAAGGCGGAGCUGAAGGCCGGACUCUCGGUCCUUGGACUCAGCGAGGCUCAACUGGACAGCUUCUACGUGGCAGCAGACAAGGACAAGGAUGGGAAGAUCAGUUGCAGCGAGUUCGUCAAAUACUUCCAGCAAAAGAAGUAAAGAGCGAUCGUGGAAGCUGAAAACCAACCACACGGCCCCGUGCACACUGCAACACUCGGUCACACACCAACAGGCGCGCAGACACACACACGAUGCACACUGUCACACCACCAACACGUGCAUACCACCAGCACGUGUUAGAAGCACACACCGACUCAGCACACACUUCCUUCACCACACGGAUAAAAUAUCGUACCCUAAACAAUGACAGUGCUUAGCACGAACAAUAUCUGUCAUAUGUGUAGUGUAAUGUAAUUGACAUCACAAAUGCAUAUUACUAUACUGUAGGAAAGGUAUCUCAGGCAUAUAUGUAUAGUCCAUAAAUACAUACGCAUAUGCAUUUGAUAAUAACAGAACACACACAAACGAUACAGAACCAUCUCAUAAGCUGUCUGGUUUUCACUAUUUCCUCUGGGGUUUCUGGUGAGGUGAUAUGAAUGAAUUGAGCUGGAAAUAAAAUUACAAUCUACCAGUG